AUGGAAAAGACAACGACAACGACAACAAAAAAGCCAACGACAACAACGGAAAAGACAACGACAACAACAACAAAAAAGCCAACGACAAAAACAACGGAAAAGACAACGUCAACAACAGCAACAGCAAUGGAAAUACUGACAAGCCAAUCAGCACGCGUUACUUUACCAGAAACUGUUAUAGCAAUGGGUUUUACGGUAGGAUUAUUCAACUAUUAUCGAUUAUCCGAACUAUUAAUUCGUUAUUAA
Molecule: messenger RNA, 246 nt
Organism: Cercopithifilaria johnstoni
Lineage: Eukaryota; Metazoa; Nematoda; Chromadorea; Rhabditida; Onchocercidae
Source: the annotation of a GenBank genome assembly